AUGGUUAAUACAGAGGCCAAGAGAUUCGUUGGUACUUUAGACUUAGGUCGUCCUGGUUGUGGAGCACCCAUAGAAAAAGAUGGUCAAAAAAUGGCGAAAACCAAAGAAGAUCCAUUGUUGAGGUUUCAGUUCGGAAACGACUUACGUAGAGCGGUAGAUAACACGUUCAGAUACAAAACAAACAGAGAACAACAACUGGAAUACAAAAAAGCACUUGAUAAAUUAGUUGAGGAAAAGAAGCAGAAUCAGCUGCGAAAGAAACUUCUAGAACAGGAGUACGAAAAGCGCCAGGGAUGGUCAAACGAUGCCACUUUGAGGAAACUUGAAAACGAAGCCCUUAAAAAAGCUUACGAGGAUCAAAAAAACUACGAAAACUUCAAGAAGUCCAAAGUUAUUCCACCGAACCGUGUGGUAAAACUUGACCCUAUUAUCUACCCGUCCAACACUAAAAAGAAUUCGGUAGUUCCCCCAAAUAACAGAAAACUCUCGCCACUUUCGGACAACAAGGAAAAUGGCGUGGAGUUGGUACAACUGUUGGCCAAAGACAGAAAGUUACCACCCAGGGUACCACUGUGCAGUACUGAUGUCACUAAAGAACGAGACCUCAGCAAAUCAUACCUCUGGAACAGAGAUGGAUCGGCAUAUUUGAAAGAACUGUCACAACAAAUGAUGUCAAAGAGGGAAAGAUCUCAGGAACUAAAAGCUUUGGAAGACGAGACUGCUAGACGUCACUUCUCUACUUGGACUUCAUUAUGGGGAAGACCAGGACAUGGUGCUCCUCGAUCAGCUACCAAAAAGGCAGCAAUUGACAGACUGCUCUAUCCACAAAUGGUGCCCAUCGGCGUUGCCUAAGAGACUCCACGAGACACAACGAAACUAAAGCCAAAAUUUCAAGAAUAGUUAUAGUUCUGAAUAGUGCUUUAGAGAGCAUAAUUCAAUUGUCCACAUUUUUAAUUAUAUUAUUAAUAGUAAUAGAUUAGAAAAUAUAUACUGAAUGACUGG
Molecule: messenger RNA, 1002 nt
Organism: Sitophilus oryzae (rice weevil)
Lineage: Eukaryota; Metazoa; Arthropoda; Insecta; Coleoptera; Curculionidae
Exons: 7
Coding region: 1-852 (283 amino acids)
Source: RefSeq, a predicted model, not a curated record